Peromyscus leucopus (white-footed mouse) is the source of this 1195-nucleotide messenger RNA. RefSeq names its product acrosomal vesicle protein 1 (gene Acrv1). The transcript is spliced from 4 exons. Lineage: Eukaryota; Metazoa; Chordata; Mammalia; Rodentia; Cricetidae. The record is from RefSeq and is a predicted model, not a curated record. The coding region runs from base 90 to 884 and encodes 264 amino acids.
GGUUCUGAUUCAACACUGUGAGUGUCUGUUCAGUUUCUUCUCAGCUCUUGAGUGUGCCACACUAGAGCUCUCUCUUUUCCUAAAUCAAAAUGAAGAAAUUAAUCUUCCUGAGUCUUUAUCUACUUGUAUCUGCCAGAGGAGCACCACCAGGUCAGCCUGAUGAGCUUCUGAACUCUGUAGACCACCAAGCUUCUGUUCAGCAACUCUCGAGUGAGUACUUCUCACUUGCAAACCCUUCGGAUGUCGAGGCUUUGUAUGAAACACCUUCAGGUGAGAAAGGUCUGACUGAUCAUAGUUCAAGUGAACAUGAAUCAAAUGAGCAUGCUGCAAGCGAACACGUUUCAGGUGAGCAUACUUCAGAAGAACACUCUUCAGAACACAGCACAAGUGAGCAUAUCACAGGAGAGCACAUUACGGGAGAGCACACUUCGGGUGAGCACACUUCAGUAGAGCACACUUCAAGCGAUCACACUUCAGUCGAACCUGCAGACCAGUCAAGUGAACAGACUUCAGAAGUGGCUUCAGCUGACCAAGUUUCAGGUGAAAAGGCUGAGGAAUCGGGCGAACAGACUUCUGAGGUAACUUCAAGUGACAAAAAUGAACAAAUUAUAAGUACGCCAUUUCCAAGCACAUCUGCAGGCAUAGCAAUAAAUUGCCACGCAUGUGCUUAUAUGAAUGAUGAUGGAAAAUGUCUUCGUGGUGAGGGAGUAUGCACCACUCAGAAUUCCCAGCAAUGCAUGCUAAAGAAGAUCUUUGAAGGUGGAAAACUCCAGUUCAUGGUUCAAGGGUGUGAGAACAUGUGUCCAUCUAUGAAUCUCUUCUCUCAUGGAACAAGAAUGCAAAUUAUGUGCUGUCGGAACGAACCUCUCUGCAACAAGACCUAGAAGCCUAUGCCCCCACUUCUUGCUCUGACUCAGGCAGCUUCACCACUCUACAUGGCUCAAUUUAUAGUCAUGUUCAACUAAUUACAUCUGUCUCCGCCUGAUCAGACAAGAAGCUGGACCCUUAUCUUUAUUAAAAACCCCAUUGCCUAUGUCCUCUGCCUUCCUUGCUCCUCUCCUUCCCCAGAUUUUCUUUUUUUGCAAUGAAUUCCUAUUGUUAAAGAACACAGGCUACAGUCAGAUUAUUUUUCAUCAGUCUAGUUGCAGACUUGUUUCUUUCCAUGACCAAAUAAAGUGAAUGUUUUGCACAAUCA